Molecule: messenger RNA, 183 nt
Organism: Penicillium canescens
Lineage: Eukaryota; Fungi; Ascomycota; Eurotiomycetes; Eurotiales; Aspergillaceae
Exons: 1
Coding region: 1-183 (60 amino acids)
Source: RefSeq, a predicted model, not a curated record
AUGUUCCUGGGCCGUCUUUCCGUCAAGGUCAGAAACAGGAUGGCCAAUGGAAAGGUUUGUAAGGCUUUGGGGGUGGAUCAAAUCAUCAAAAAACCCAUUAAAGUUGUUCUAGAGAAUUCUGCAGCACGACGGGAGGAUCGGCCCAAGAUCAUCAUCGAGCUUGAUCCAUUCCAAAGCCGAUAG